CUGAAUGGCACGUUUCACGUCUCGGAUGACUCAGCUUUUGGACUAAGUCACUGCCCCCGAGCUUGAUCGAACAAGUCUUUGGCGUAAGACCAGAACAUGACCCAUCACUUCCGGAUACUCAUAUCCGAUGCUACAGGUAAUCCCUCACUCUGCUCCGCAUAGCCCAUUGGAUCUUUAAUGUGACAUAGCUACACGGCAGGGCUAUCGCUCGGACUGUAUGCUGAGACUUGUGAAAUCGCAGGAGCAUAUUGGCUGGGAAGCUUGCAGAGCUCAUCUGGACCCAUGAGUAAGCAAAUCCAAACUGUGUGCCGAUCAUAGAGCGCGAGGACGGCCGAGGAUUGCCUCACACCUCUCUCUGAUACCUAAGAACGUAGGUCCACAGUGCAUGUCUCUCUCCCUGCGGUGGGAGUGUUUUUACACGCAGCAUUAGCCCAACAGAUCUUUGUCACAUCGCGAUCACCUGCGCGUGAAUCCCGGCAAGAAAAAGAAGGGGGGAAAAGGCGGUGGCUGCCCAGGCGUGCGGAGCUGAAAAAUAAGCAACUGAGAGAAUCUGAGCGUCUGUGCCGUAUACUUACCCAAGAAACCUCGCAGUGCCACCCCCCCUCCCAACCCCACCUGCAAGGUAUGUCGACCACCGGGGAAGUACCAGCCUUCUUUAAGAGCAUGGGCUCCGACAGCCCAUCCAGGCCCCGGCAGAAAUUCUGUGGCAUGUUCUGCCCGGUUGAAGGCUCCGCGGACAGCAAGACGCUGGACUUUGACGCUCUGUCGGCGUCCAGGGGCAAGAGUGACGGGCGAGUCAUUGACCGGCAGACCGACAUCUCCCAGCCGCGGAAGGUGGAGAUCAGGGAGAGCACGGGGAAAGAAGCUCUACAGAACCUGGACAAUAAAAGGAGCGACCGUCUCCUCAUCAAAGGAGGCAAGAUUGUGAACGAUGACCAGUCCUUCUGCGCUGACAUCUACAUGGAGGAUGGAGUCAUCAAACAAAUCGGGGAGAAUCUCAUCGUGCCCGGCGGGGUGAAAACCAUCGACGCCGGCGGCCGCAUGUUGAUGCCGGGCGGCAUCGACGUGCACACCCGUUUCCAGAUGCCCGACCGAGGCAUGGUGUCUGCCGACGACUUCUACCAGGGCACCAAGGCCGCGCUGGGCGGGGGCACCACCAUGAUCAUCGACCACGUGGUUCCCGAGCCCGGCGUCAGCCUCAUCUCGGCCUUCGAGCAGUGGCGCGCGUGGGCCGACAGCAAGUCCUGCUGCGACUACUCGCUGCACGUCGACAUCACCGAGUGGCACAAAGGCAUCCAGGAGGACAUGGAGGCGCUGGUGAAGGAUCACGGGGUCAACUCUUUCCUGGUCUACCUGGCUUAUAAAGAUGUUUUCCAGCUUUCGGACGCUCAGGUGUACGAGGUGUUCAGUGUGAUCCGCGACCUGGGAGCCAUCGCCCAGGUGCACGCUGAGAAUGGAGACAUAGUUGCCGAGGAACAACAGAGGAUCCUGGAGCAGGGGAUCACUGGGCCUGAGGGACACGCGUUGAGCCGGCCUGAGGAGGUGGAGGCGGAGGCUGUGAACCGCUCUGUGACCGUGGCCAAUCAGACCAACUGCCCUCUUUAUGUCACAAAGGUGAUGAGCAAGAGUGCUGCUGAUGUCAUCGCCCAGGCCAGGAAGAAGGGCACUGUGGUCUACGGGGAGCCAAUCACCGCCAGCCUGGGAACAGACGGCUCUCACUACUGGAGCAAGAACUGGGCCAAGGCAGCGGCCUACGUCACCUCCCCCCCCCUUAGCCCCGACCCCACCACACCAGACUAUCUCAACUCCCUGCUCUCCUGCGGUGACCUGCAGGUGACGGGAAGCGCACACUGUCCCUUCAACACGGCGCAGCGCGCUGUGGGCAAAGACGACUUUAGCCUGAUCCCCGAAGGCGUCAAUGGUACCGAGGAAAGGAUGUCCAUCAUCUGGGACAAGUGUGUGGUGACGGGUAAGAUGGACGAAAACCAGUUUGUGGGUGUGACCAGCACCAACGCCGCCAAGAUCUUCAACCUGUACCCGCGCAAGGGUCGCAUCGCCGUGGGCUCAGACGCCGACCUGGUGCUGUGGGACCCGGACGUCACCAAGAUCAUCUCUGCCAAGACCCACCACUCGACUGUGGAGUACAACAUCUUUGAGGGCACGGAGGUGCGCGGCGGGCCUCUGGUGGUGAUCAGCCAGGGCAAGAUCGUCUUGGAGGAAGGGAACCUGCACGCCACCGAGGGCUCGGGACGCUUCGUGGCACGCAAACCCUUCCCCGACUACGUCUACAAGAGGAUAAAGGCUCGCAGCAGGCUGGCCGAGCUGAGGGGCGUGCCCAGAGGACUGUACGACGGCCCCGUCUGCGAGGUGUCCGUCACCCCCAAAACCAUGACUCCCUCCUCCUCUGCCAAGACCUCCCCUGCCAAGCAGCCCAACCAGCCGGUCCGGAACCUGCACCAGUCUGGUUUCAGCCUAUCCGGCGCUCAGAACGACGACAACAUUCCCCGCCGGAACACCCAGCGCAUCGUGGCGCCGCCGGGCGGCCGGGCCAACAUCACCAGCCUGGGCUAGAGGUCCCCUUCGUUCUCCUCCUCAGCGGGCCCCAGGAGGGCGGACCUCGCGCUCCCACCGCCCCCCCCCCCCCCCCCCCCGCGGGCCCACGCUCCUCUACACACACACACCCCUCCCCCACCCACUCCCCCUCCUGAAAACCCCUCCAUCCCAGAGGACACCGUUAGAAACUAAGACGACAACAAGGAAAGGUCCGCCUCGUACGAUGAAGAAAAGAAAAAGAAAAAAAAAAGAAAACACUCCUCAUUUGAGCACUUUUGAAUGCAUUAUUUCCUUCAUUUAUUUUUUACUUCCUCUCUUCCAUGUGUCCUGUUGAUGUUUGUUUCACUGUGGCUUUAAUAGAGGGCGUCAAGAGACUAAACUCAAUUAAGCCAGCUAAGAGAAGAACAUUUUCAUGCAGGCUGUCCGUUUUAAUUUCUGCCCUAACCCUUGUCAGUCCAAGUGGGGCGUCGGUACAAAACCAGUAUUGAUUUGAUCUUCUCUCGCUCUCCCUGAACGGGCCCAACAGAAGCCUGGUUUGGACAUUGAACAGUCUCGGUCCAUUCAGCCGACAAGCUGUUGACUUCUGUUGCUUCACUUUCCACUACAUCCUCAUCCAUCACAACAUCAAUAUCCAGUUGAUCAACCACAUGUUCCACAGGUAGCUGCCUUAGAGGUUGUUUUUUUUAUUUUAGCUGCAGGAGGUCCUUAAUGGAGUUUGAUAAGCGGGAGAAAAGAAGGGAAAGAUUGAGAGAGGAAGGAGAAAGUUGUUGUUGCCCGUCGCUUCCAGCGCGACCUCUCCUCACCUUCGUGUCUCUCCAAGCCGUCCUUGUGAGUCCUUGUGAGUCCUUGUGAGAGAACUUUAGGAGGAUCGUCAAGGAUCCACGAAGGCUUUGAUUAAACGGCGUGAAGGCACCUGAUCCCCGUCCAUCGCCAUCCAGUGCAUUUACAUACCGAACGUUUCCCCUCCUUCAAAUGGGACUGUUCACCAAAACCCCUCUCUUGCUUUUCUACUCUUUAUGUGCCUGAAUCCACAGAGGUUGUACUGAUAGUUUUUAUUUCCUGUUUUGUUAUUCUUAUUGAGGCUAGUGAGUGCUGUAAGAUAACGAGAAAAAGAUGUAACAUAGCAAGGAUGAAACCGAUUCAAAGGUGCCAGAUUUCGCGCUUUCGUGGGGCCCGCCCUGUCGGCGGGAGCCCCCGUAAAGGCGGAAAAAUGAAAUAUUCUAAUGUUUUAGGGUUUUUAACUUUGUCGUCAAACUGCUUUUUAGUGUCAUUCUGUAACUGAGUGCCCGAGGGCCGAGCACUAUUGAUUUACGCUUGAAAGUAGAUAUGAGCUGAUGUACUUCUGACUAGCGUGCGGUGUUGGUGUGUGAGGGGCGGGGCGGCGUCGCAGGGGGGCUCAAACACCCCUCUGACGGAUGUGACUUUGCUCCUGGCUGUACUCAGCGCUUGAAGUUCCUUUUUUUACAUUAUUUGUGUUGCAUGAUCUAGUUUUCAUUGAGCCAAGCGACUGCUGUCCGGUGCCAACGAGGCCUCAGAAACCAGUCACCACCUCUCUCUGGGGCCCCUUCCCCCCCAGUGACUUUUCGGAUGAAGACCAUCGACUGAACUACUCUCCUGCUAGUCGCCAUAGCAACACACACACACACACAUAUAUAUAUACACACACACACACAACUACACAAACGCUGUGUUUGUGCAUUCUACCUUGGUUUUCCAGGCUUCCUCCCCUCUGAUCUAACAGGAAGCUACAAAGGCUGAGGUCUGUCAGCGUUCAAUGGUAUUUGUGGGUGUGUUUUUCUUUUUGGGGGUCCAAGGCGGGGGGGGGGGGGAAAUUAAGCCUGAUGUCUGAAGCCACCAAAAAUGUGACAUGACUGGAAUCUCCACGGCAACUUGUGCAUCACACAAGAAGGUUUCUGUGAGUCAGGGAGUAGGGAAUUAGACCCCGUCUGUCUGACUACUGUUUUCUCUUUUCCCUUUUUUUUAUCAUCCUAAUUCACAUUGAGAACACACAAACACUUCAAAGCACUCCUUACAGACCCCGUGUACACCGUGGUAGUCCCUUCUACUACAAUAUUUUGGUGGGAGAGUAUCCAGGCGAUGGGAGGUGAAGUCCUCAAACACUUAUAGAACUUGUGAGGCUAACAGCACGCGUCACUUCGUCCCUUUAGCUUGUCUCUCUCUGUCAUUCCUUCCCUCUCUGCCUCCCCGGCUCCGUCGUUGUUUCUGCCUGUUGCCGCGGCGACCGACACCUCCGCUCUCACGCACGGAGAGCUGCUUUUUUUUGUUUGUCUUGGCAACGCUCGUCGGAUCGGAGGUUGCCCGUAGCAACUCCUUUCCUGACCUGGUGCUUUAAGAACAGCUUUGCAACCAGACACAC
This is a messenger RNA of Pungitius pungitius (ninespine stickleback), 4930 nucleotides long. RefSeq names its product dihydropyrimidinase-related protein 2. The coding region runs from base 625 to 2571 and encodes 648 amino acids. The transcript has 14 exons. The record is from RefSeq and is a predicted model, not a curated record. NCBI's taxonomy places the organism in Eukaryota, Metazoa, Chordata, Actinopteri, Perciformes, Gasterosteidae. Gene Ontology annotation, molecular function: hydrolase activity, acting on carbon-nitrogen (but not peptide) bonds. Gene Ontology annotation, cellular component: cytoplasm.